Molecule: messenger RNA, 1950 nt
Organism: Malania oleifera
Lineage: Eukaryota; Viridiplantae; Streptophyta; Magnoliopsida; Santalales; Ximeniaceae
Product: cationic amino acid transporter 5-like
Exons: 1
Coding region: 1-1779 (592 amino acids)
Biological process (GO): transmembrane transport; amino acid transport
Cellular component (GO): plasma membrane
Molecular function (GO): L-lysine transmembrane transporter activity; L-glutamate transmembrane transporter activity
Source: RefSeq, a predicted model, not a curated record
AUGGCUGCAAUGGGAGACCUGCCGGAUGAGAUCCAAACCCAACAAAGAGGCUAUUGGAGAUGGAGCAAACAAGAUUUCUUACCAGAAGAAUCCUUCCAAGACUGGGGCACUUAUCGAUCAGCGUUGUCACAAACAUGUUUCCGAUUCAAGGACCGUCUUGUGAGCCGAUCUGAUGAUGCCAAUGAGCUUAACGAACUCCGGAAACAAAGUGAGAACAACAUGAAGCGCUGCCUCAGUUGGUGGGAUCUCAUCUGGUUUGGAUUUGGCUCGGUUAUAGGGGCUGGUAUAUUUGUGCUCACUGGUCAAGAAGCACAUGAACAUGCUGGACCUGCCAUCGUCUUGUCCUACGUUGCAUCAGGCAUUUCCGCAAUGCUCUCAGUUUUCUGCUACACAGAAUUUGCAGUAGAAAUCCCAGUAGCUGGUGGAUCAUUUGCUUACCUGAGAGUAGAAUUGGGAGACUUUGCAGCAUUCAUAGCAGCAGGAAACAUACUUCUUGAAAGCAUCGUUGGGAGCGCAGCAGUCGCCAGAGCUUGGACUUCUUACUUCACAACUCUCUUGGACCGACACCCCAACUCAUUACGAUUCCACACAAAUCUCAGAGAUGGGUUCAAUCUCUUGGACCCAAUUGCCGUAGUAGUUCUAGCAAUUGCUGCAACACUUGCAAUGAUGAGCACAAGGAAAACUUCAUAUUUUAAUUGGAUUGCAUCUGCAGUCAAUACAGUGGUAAUUUUGUUUGUGAUAAUUGCAGGAUUUGAUCAUGCCAACACUUCCAAUAUAACUCCAUUUUUGCCUUAUGGUGCUAAAGGGGUAUUCCAAGCAGCUGCUAUUGUUUACUUUGCCUAUGGGGGAUUUGAUAAUAUUGCAACCAUGGCUGAAGAAACAAGAAACCCAUCAAGAGAUAUACCACUAGGAUUGCUCGGAUCCAUGUCGAUCAUCACAGUGAUAUACUGCUUGAUGGCACUUUCACUGAGUAUGAUGCAGAAAUAUACAGAAAUAGAUCCAAAUGCAGCCUAUUCUGUUGCAUUUCAGAGUAUAGGAAUGAAAUGGGGAAAGUACCUUGUAGCACUUGGCGCCCUUAAGGGGAUGACCACUGUCCUUCUGGUAGGAGCACUUGGGCAAGCCCGAUAUAUUACUCACAUAGCACGAGCUCACAUGAUCCCGCCGUGGUUUGCGCUCGUGCAUCCCAAAACAGGAACCCCUAUAAAUGCUACACUCUUCAUAACCAUUUUGAGUGCAUGCAUUGCUUUCUUUUCAAGCUUGGAUGUCUUAGCAAGCUUGUUAUCGAUUAGCACACUCUUCAUUUUCAUGAUGAUGGCAGUCGCACUUCUUGUGAGGAGAUACUAUGCAAGGGGAAUCACUCCUCGAAUUAACCUCUUGAAGCUAAUAAUUUUCUUGCUGAUCAUCAUUGCCUCCUCCAUGGGGACUUCAGCAUUCUGGGGAUUGAACCCCAAUGGUUGGGUUGGUUAUGCCAUCACCAUUCCCCUCUGGGCCUUGGGAACCAUGGGGAUAUCAGUCCUUUUGCCGCAGCAGAGGACACCAAAGGUUUGGGGGGUUCCACUUGUCCCCUGGUUUCCAUCCUUAUCAAUUGCAACAAAUCUCUUUCUCAUGGGAUCCUUGGGUUCUGAGGCUUUUAUCAGGUUCGGUUUCUGCACCAUGAUAAUGCUGGUCUACUACAUCUUUUUUGGUCUCCAUGCAACCUAUGAUAUGGCACAUCAGCAACUCAAGACGGAAAACCAGAUGGCCAUUGUGGAAGACAAGAAGGAAAAUGCAGGGCCCUAAAAAAUAGCACGAACACCUUCCACUCUUCAUUUCAGCCCUCCUUAAGAGUGCCUUCCUGCAACCAUUUCAUAUAGUAUUACUCCAAGUCUCAAGUUUCUGAAAUUUGCAAUCUGAAUUAAUUAUUCUACCAGGAACAGCAACAAUAUUAAGGAAAUGUUCUGCUCAUAACAA